Messenger RNA from Entelurus aequoreus (snake pipefish), 10531 nucleotides. It is a transcript of the gene tet2, whose product is annotated as tet methylcytosine dioxygenase 2. Gene Ontology annotation, biological process: oxidative demethylation; positive regulation of transcription by RNA polymerase II; myeloid cell differentiation. NCBI's taxonomy places the organism in Eukaryota, Metazoa, Chordata, Actinopteri, Syngnathiformes, Syngnathidae. Gene Ontology annotation, cellular component: nucleus. The transcript has 10 exons. The record is from RefSeq and is a predicted model, not a curated record. Gene Ontology annotation, molecular function: DNA 5-methylcytosine dioxygenase activity. Bases 519 to 5741 code for a protein of 1740 amino acids.
GGAGUCCUGUCCUGAAUCCACUCCAUUGCUUGAGGGCAGCCAUCAUAGUGUUCACUAUUGUGUGCGGCUGAGGGAAGAAGAAAAAGAGAGGAGGGAGCACAAGGGGGGAAAGAAAACCUGUCCCUUUGUGUGGGAAAGACUCAGCAGGAAAGUGAUUUGGUGACUAUUUGAGUUUGCCGGCAAAGCAAGGAUCUUCCCCAUGACCUGCAUGCACAUUUUUGCCAACUCUGCGUUCCACGACUGCCUUAAACCCGAGUCGCAUAGACUGCGAUUCUCCGGCCGGCAAACAGCGACACCCGGCUUCUCCUGAUGAUGAGAGCAGACGUCAGACUGGUUUGCAUGAAUAUUGAUGUGGAGGAUAGUCUGUUUCAUAGAAGAACAGAAGGAGGCAAGAUGGCUGCCCUUUAGGAUUUGUAAAAGAGGAGAUCCAGACGGUUUGUUGGAAUUUCUACAUAGUGGAAGGACGCAAAAGAAGGACACACAGAGGGCAGCCUGUGAAUGGACUCUGAGCAGGCCAGAUGGAAACGGACCAGACCAGACAUGAGACGGAAGAAAGUCUGACAUUAAAACAAUUUGGGACACACCACAACAUCUCCAACAAACUGCAGAAUGGAGGCUCAUUUUCAGAAGGAGACUCUCUGCAAAACACUGACAACACAAACUGGAACAAUCACAAGCCCAACACAGUUGCCAACUCCAUGAAGAGACCAAACGAAAACUGCAAUGACUCUGAAUCCGUGCAAGGGCUGUUGGAUCAUGGAUCCUUUAUAAUGAAUGGAGUGUUGAUGAAUGGAGAGCAAUUACUCACUGAACCGUCGUUCCAGCCCAGCCAGCCCAAGAAAUUUAGAGCAGAUUCAGAGAUUGCUGAAUUAAAAAACAAAACUGAAUUUCAAUGCAGUGCUCAGUCAGAGACAAAAUUAGGGAACAGGAACUGUACAAUUGUUAAUGGAGAUGUUUACCAUCUGCCAAGAAAUAAGCAUGCUUUAAUCUCUAAUGGUGCUGUCCUGACGACUACUACAAUAGAAAGCACACCAGGUGAUCUUUUAGAGAAAACUUUGUCUCAAUAUUAUCCUGAGCAGGUAUCAAUUGCACCACAGAGAUCUGGUCCACAAGAUGCUAUGAAAAGUUCUCUCACAAAAAAACUGCCUGGUGAGGAUAUUAUACCUCCUGCUUUGACCCCAGAGUUUCCAAAUUCAGCUCAAAUGCUUAACUCACAAACACGGAAACCUGCGGUAUCUGGUACUCUGGAGGGAGGCAACAAUUACAACUCUGUUAACUAUAUAGUAAAUGGAUAUGCAAACCAUCAUGAAACCGUUUACCAGCAGAAAAAACAACCGCCUCAACAACUGUCACCAUCUAGCCACCAAGGAUCUCUUCAUCAACUCCCUGGCAUGGCCCCCCCACCAAAUACUGCCAACUCAUUGCAACAACAUAAAAAUGGCCCACAGUGCUUUCCAAACAACACAAAUCCUCAACGUACAUAUGAAAAUGGAAGCCACACUUUUGAUCACAAAGAGCAUAAUACUCACCCCCAGGGAACUAAGGCAGUAUUGGACAAAUAUGGACCAUCAAACUUUGAGAUACAGAACAUUGUGCAGUAUGAGGAACCUGAGUCUGGUCAUGCUCAACAGUUUGGGAUUCAACCCAAGAAUUUUCAGCGGACUCCAGGACACACACAUGGAGCUGAUAACAUAGGUAUGAUGGGACCCAUUAUACAGCAGCCAAAUCAGGCUGGAUUAGAAAAUAGCCUGGAUAACACAUCCCAGCAGACAGAGAAUUUCAUGUGUUCAAAUCUCCAUCAGGGAAAUUGGAUGGAACAGAACCCUUUACAGCAGCAAACACAUGUUCUGUCAUCCUUGGCAAAGCAGGAAAACAGGGACUUCUCUAUCAAGCCUUUGCCAGAGCAACAGAAAGCUAACCUUCAAGUUCAUGGUCAAUUUUUGGAGAAAAACCAUGUACAAAGGUUUGAGUCACCUGGAAUGUUUAAAGAAAACAUUCAUGGGUCCAACAGCAUACAGCAGCAGCAACUCUCAGGCCAAACACACUGUGCUUCAGCCCAAAACAACAAUAGUCCUGACUGGCAGCAUGGAAGUUCUAAGGUUUCUUUAGUGCAACAGUCUCAACCCCAGAUAAAGCAUGAUCAACAAAAUGUGUUGCAAAGCCAGCAGACAAGAGGACAUUAUCAUACACCCAUGCAGUCAGAGCACUUACGUGAACACUCUGAAGUGCAGGAUGUAUUGUCACCUGAGUUUUUCACAACACAACAGCAGCACUGUAAUCUUCCACGCCCACUGUCCCACCCAACACAAUCUGAAGAACAGCAACUUAAGUCUCCCAUUUAUCGACCUCACAGUCAGCCUCAGCCAGGUCAGGUUAAACUUAAUCAGCAACAUAGAAACAACUACUUCAGCUACAAUAACACAACAGAUGCUCAUAUACAUCAUCAAAGCCAGUAUUCGCCAAACUCGGGCAACAGUGAUUUCAGGCAUUUUCAACCGCAGAGACCGAGUAAUCAAAUAGACUUACCACAAACGUCUACACAGUCACAGCCUCUAUCUCCACAAUUUUCAUUAAACCAACAGACAUCAACACAUAUGUAUCCCAAAGCUGAACUCCAGCUAAACCCAUGUUCCCAGGUCCAAAGGGGAUCUCAGCUUCCUCUGGCAUCUGGCCUAUCUCUGUCAGACUUUCAAAAGCAUGCUGCCCUGCGUAAUCAUCUGUUACAAAGGCAAGAGAGACAGGGCCCUCUCUAUUGCGCUCAAAGCACUAAUGAUAUUAAACCCAGCCUGAAAAAUGUAAAAAUUGACAAUGGACCUGGAUUUCACAUGCCUGGCUCGCAGGAGCAAAUGGGUGGAUUGCAAAUCAAGCAGGAGAAACAUCAGUCCUUAUGUGACAAUAAUAAGAAGCAAGACAACAUCCUGGCCUCCAUGGAACAAAGUCUAAAACAGUACCAUCUUUCCCCUGUGUUUGAGAAUAAAUCUUUUGUCAUCAAUUCAAAUAAAGUCAAGGUAGAAUCUUCCGGACCUGUGACAAUACUGUCAACCAACACUGACAUGUGUAAAAUGGAAGCACCUGGAGCUGUCACCUCCAGUCCAACUUUUAAAAAAACACCCGAAUCCACACCCAAAAAAGAACAACUCUUACAGAGGUUUAUGGAUUCCCCAAUGAAGCUGUUGGAUACCCCAAUAAAAAGUCUCCUGGAUAUGCCUAUGAAAACACAAUAUGACAUUGCAUCAUGCCACUGUGUUGAACAAAUCAGCGAAAAAGAUGAAGGCCCGUACUAUACUCACUUGGGUUCUGCACCUACGGUUGCUGGUAUACGGGAGAUGAUGGAAAAAAGGUCUAGUUACAAUGGUCGAGCCAUUAGGAUAGAGAAAGUGGUGUACACAGGCAAGGAAGGCAAAAGUACACAGGGGUGCCCUAUCGCAAAAUGGGUGAUCCGCCGAGCCAGUGUAGAAGAAAAGCUACUGGUGUUGGUUCGAGAACGCACUGGCCACAAAUGUGACACAGCCUGCAUAAUCGUUGCGAUCCUGGUCUGGGAGGGCAUCCAACCCAGCCUGGCUGACAAACUCUACCUCGAGCUAAGCGAUACUCUAACUAGGCAUGGAGCUCUCACCCAGAGACGGUGCGCUCUUAAUGAAGAGAGGACUUGCGCAUGUCAGGGAUUAAAUCCAGAUGCCUGUGGGGCAUCGUUCUCUUUUGGCUGCUCGUGGAGCAUGUACUACAACGGCUGCAAAUUUGCAAGGAGUAAAAUUCCAAGAAAAUUUAAACUACUAGGAGACGACGUGAGAGAGGAAGAAAGGCUAGAGCAAAACCUUCAGAAUCUGGCCACCUUACUGGGACCCUUGUACAAAAAUAUGGCACCUGAAGCUUAUGGAAACCAGGUGGAACAUGAACACAGAGCCCCUGACUGUCGUCUGGGUAAAAAGGAGGGACGUCCCUUCUCUGGGGUGACAGCUUGUCUAGACUUCUGUGCUCAUGCUCACAGAGACCUUCACAACAUGCUUGGAGGCAGCACUGUCGUGUGCACAUUAACAAGGGAAGACAACCGGGAGAUUGGAAGGAUACCAGAGGAUGAGCAGCUCCACGUUUUGCCACUGUAUAAGGCUUCCAACACAGAUGAAUUUGGCAGUGAGGAGGGUCAACAAGAAAAAAUUAAGUCAGGUGCUAUCGAAGUCCUCAGUGCCUUCCGCCGCCAGGUGCGCAUGCUUGCAGAGCCCGCCAAGUCCUGCCGCCAAAAGAAGUUGGAUGCUAAGAAGGCAGCUGCUGUUAAGAAUGCCAUGCUGGACAACGCUCAUGAUAAGGCAGAGAAAGUUACCCCAUCCAAGUCAAAAGUGAUGACUUGUGAAAACAUCAGUCAAAGCACUCAUAUGGCAGGUUUUAUUCCAGGUGCUAUUGGAGCCUCCCAGCAUCCAAUUCAACCAACACAUCCCUUUGGAAACCAUCCCCGGCAAUUGCAGCAACAACAGCACGAAAACAUACUUACCUCCUUUCCGGGUGCAGCAAAUGCUGCCAGAUACCCAAGGUUCCCUAGCCACCAAGGAUCUUUCGCAAGCACUUCAAAGCUAGGGAGCAUAUUUCCACCUCAACUGUCAACACCAGCAAGCCCUUACCCUGCCCCAAUCCAUGCACCAACUUCAUACAUCGAUGGAUCUAAUCGUUCGUACGUUGGUUAUCAAUGUAAUGGAGGAAUGCCUCUUGACAACUACCAUUCAUACUAUGCUUCAAACCAAAAGCACCUCGACAUGUAUCAACAGCAACAACAACAAGCCUUUUACUCAGAGCAGCAGUAUACAGUACAUCCACGUUUUGAGGUCAAUUAUCCACCAAAUUUUGGUGAUCCAGGUUUACAAAUCAAUGGUUAUAAUGCCUGCAGCAUGAGGCCAGUUCACCCCAUGAGAGCCUUCAGCCCCUGUGGUCCUAAUGGAGCCACAGACCCACAUUUUAUGGACCCCCUCUCAAGAGCGCCCUCUGUCCAUGGAGGUCUUAACUACACUGCUGCUGGAAGCAACAGCAAUCAGUUUGGAAGAUCCCCAAAUCCAUAUCUCUCACAAAGUCCCCAAAUGUUCCACCCAGGCCAACAACCAUUCCAUAUGCAAAUUAAGCAAGAAAUCAGUAUUGCUAGCCCAAAGAUGCUUGGUGCUCAAUUAACUGGUGUGGGUUUAAACCCUGAAACACAGACAGGACUGGGUAGCCACAUGCUAUCAGGUAUUAAGCAAGAACCCGGAACCCCCCAGACACCCACAACCCCACAAAAGCCAGAAAUGUGGUCAGACAAUGAGCACAACUUCUUGGACCCUGACAUCGGUGGGGUGGCCGUGGCACCUACACACGGCUCAGUCCUCAUUGAGUGUGCAAAACGGGAGCUCCAUGCCACAACCCCGCUUAAAAACCCAGAUCGUCACCACCCCACACGCAUCUCCUUGGUGUUUUACCAGCACAAAAACUUGAAUGAGGCAAAGCAUGGACUCGUUCUGUGGGAGGCAAAGAUGGCAGAAAAAGCUCGAGAAAAAGAGGAAGAUGCAGAGAGAAACGGUGGUGAGGGGACACCAAGCAAAAGCCACAAGAAAGGGACAAAGCGUGAGCAUCCAGAGUCAUUGGAAUCCCUUGGGGAGCCCCCUUAUAAGCGUUUUAUACAGGCACUCAUUGAAGGAUCCUCAUCAUGCACAACCAACACUUACGUCAGUACAUCCCCGUAUGCCUUCACUAAGGUCACAGGACCUUAUAGUCACUUUGCAUAAAAGACCAUCAAGAAAAAAUGAAGGUGCUUUAUUUAUGACAAGGACCACAUGCAGCACUGGUCUCAAAAACACUCCUAACCUGUUCAGGUCUUUUAUCUUUUUGACAACUGAGCUUUACAUGUUGACCCUUGUAAGGAUGUAUUUAUUCUUGUUUUGCAAUUAUUGCAGAUACACACUGUUCAACCAUCUGGUGCUCUCAAUCUUACAUGCAGGACUUUUUUUUUUUUUUUUACUGGAAACAAAGUUUAAUCUUUGGUGGCUUUAUUUUUCCUAAAAGUUUUUGAAAGACUUAAACUUGGCAUGCAAUGCCAAUUUUAAAAACAGCAACACAACAUUUAAGGUGCUAAGUCUGUGUCUUUUUUCAUAUUCAAAUGACAUGAUACCAUGAUUGAGACUAACUGUAGAUGGCAUGAAAAAGGAAAUGCUAUAACUGGGAAAUAAUUUGUAAAAUCAUGAGCCUCAAAAUGGUAUGAGGCGAGUGUGUUAUGAGCACUUCUUGAUUACAACAAUUGAAUGUAUUGGUAUAUAGGUGAUGACAUUUACCUUUUUCUUGAAUUUAGCGCAAUUUCUAAAUAUCCCCGAAAAAAUCAAAAUAAUUGCUUAAUUUUAAAUAUUAUUUUGUUGGUGCUUCUUUGGCCUAAAAAUUACAUGUAUUAAAUACACGAGCCAUUCAAAUUGUGUAUUUUUAACAUUUUAAAAUGAGGAAAAUGAUCUGAGUUUUACUGUCUGCAAAUGUUCCUUUUAUAAGGUUCAUUGAACUACCCUGAAUUGUGAAAAUUACGUGUAGUUUUUUUUGUCUGUGGUGCUUAGUUGAUGUGCUUUUAUUACACUGAGGUGCAUGAGACAGGGUAAGCUUGGUGUCAAUUUCAUAGGGCAGCUGGCUUGCUGUGGGUUCUUUAAUUAUUGCAAUCUAACUGUAAGAUACAGGUAAGACAUGUACAGUAACUUAAAUUCCCUUUUUGGAAAUACUGCUAUAAAUUGUGAUUGUUGUAAAGAAAACUAAAAGCCUAAUUCCUUGUAAAUAUUUGUUUCAAUAGAUUUGAUUUCAUUAGGUGCUAUUCAGCCUGUUAAAAAGUACAAUGUGAGACUUUAGGCAGUGAGAAGGCUUUUACAAUAAUGUACAGUACCAACAUGGCAUAUACCUCAAAACCAGUUUGGGCAAUAGGAAAACAUAUCAUUCUUUUGUUUAAAUAUUUUUUUUCUAAAUUGUUGGUUACAGUCUAACUGCAUACGACCUACAAAGGCGGAGAAGUUAAUUUCCUACUUUCUUACCUGCUCAGCAAGUAUUACUUGAACUUGAGUUUUUAAUGUUACUGUAUAAUCAGGGACAUUUAAAAAAAAUAGUUUUGCUUGCAUUUAUUAUGUUUUUUUUCAUUCAGGGACAUGCAAUUGCAUUGUGUCCUAAUACAACUUUUCUCAAAUACGUCACACAAAAUAAUGUGGGGUGAGGUAGAGGAAAAAGUGUUUUUUCACAUUUAUUUUAACCCUUUUUAGCUAGUAAAACUGUGUUUUCUAAACGAAACACAAAGUAUAUGCACUGAUGUGACUAAAGGGAAAGUAUGCUUAUGACUAUAUUAAGGGCGAUGUAUUUGCUUUUGCUAUGAGGCAAGACCAAGGCAGUGAUUAUCGUUUUUGUGCCUGUGUAUAAGUUCAAUUUAUUUAUAACCACUAAGGAAUUGUAUGAUUUUUCUCUUUAAUUUUUAAUUAAUGUGAUAUAUAAUGGAAUGACUGUAAUGUUAUUUGUAAUAAUAAUUCACCCACUCUUCUUUAACAAAUUUUUUUUCUGAAAGCACUUCAAAUUUUUUCAUGAAAAAAAAUUGUUUAUGUAAUAAAGUACAACAUGUUUUAUUUAAAAAUGGGUGUAAAUGUGUUUCAGAAACAUAAAAAAAUGUCACAAUAUACAGUGCAUAGCAAGGUUUUACAUUUCAGGACAACCUUCUAGUAAAGUCAAACUGGGCUAUAAAGUAACUAAGUAAAGUAAACCAACAUACUUAAACAUGUUUUAAAUAUCCGUUUUGGCCCUUUUUAAUGUUAUCUAAAUGGACACAGUCACAUUUUCCAGGAAGUCUUUGUAAAUAAUACAGUCACUGUCGACACAAAGUUUAAUGUCAAAGAAUAUUAUUAGCUCUAAUAUUGAAUGAAUUUUUAUAUUUUUUGGACUGUUGGUUUUGUAUAGUCCACAAUAUUGAUGAUUCUUUGUACAGAGCCCAGCUACAGUAGCAGGUGAGGUUGAAAAUAAGAGCAGGAUACAAAUAAAAGUAGAGACAUACUUGAAAACGCUUUUGAAUCAGCAUUACUUGAAUAACUUUUUGGGAAUAAUAUGAGUACUGCUUGUUCAAGCGAACAGUUCAUACAAGGCACGCAGACACAAAAGGUUGAAAAAAAGUCAAACAUUUUGCUGUUUUUAUUUCUGAAUGGACUCCCCUUGUUGUCCUGAAGUUUGGUAUGCUCCCAAAAAAUGAACUAAGCAUAGGUAUUAUACUGUACGCAUUGUAAUGUACUGAAUGCAGUUUAUUGGAAAGCUGGUAUUAAUAUAUCAUUCCUGAUAUUGCCAAGAUAUGGGUGUUUUAUCUUUUUUUCAAUAAAUUUAUAUUUAUUUAAAGCUACUUGACUUGUAUAAAAAUCAGUGCUGCCUGUGUUUUAAAUAUAAUCCUAGUUUUGAAUGUGUUUGUGUGUGUAUGAUCCUUUAAUACUCUAAUGCACAUGUGUCACAUUUACGUCCGCAUCCUGUCUUUUACUAAGAAAGCAACAAUUGAAAUGAAGAGCUUCUGAAAAUUCAAGACCCUGUUUUCAUGUAACUAUUCUUGAAAUCAGGGAAUGGGGACCCUUUAUUCUUUUGUGAAAAAAUGCUUAUUAUAACAGCCUACGAGUACUUGUGGAUUAAAAGAUUUUAAAAAACGAUUAAAUGCUCUUGAUGAACCGCUUGCAAAGAUAAUGGUCCCAACAAAAGGAAAUGGCAUGAAAAACAUGACAAUGCUAAGACAUCUGAUUGGAUACACAUCAUAAAGAUGACAACAUACAGUACAGCCCUACAUAACGAUGCAAAUAUUUGCCAAAAUGUUACCCCAGUAUUCGUAUGCGAUAGACCCACUACUCGGCGUAACAAACGCCACCUUUUGUGCGCCUAUCCUUCUGCAGAAUCAAUUUACCAAACAAAGAAUUCUACGUGAUAGUGACUCAGUCUCCGUGCAUUUUUAAAAUUAAGUAUGACUGCCAAAAAAAACCAUGGGGAAAAAGAAUGUUGCAAAUGCCCGAACUUGAAUAAAAGUGAGAAACACUAUUGAAAUCAAGAAAUAACUUGUAGUAAAGUACAGAGGAUUUAUUUUUGCAUUGUUUUUGCAAAUAUUUGUGGGUGACUGGGAUGGAUUCAUUGCAUUUAUAAUAUUUGUUAUGGAAAAAGUUAUUCCAGUUUAGGUACAAUUCGGUCUUCGUUUAACCUUUUGGAAUGAGGCGGCCUGGCUCAGAUGGUAGAGCAACUGCCCAGAAUAUUGAGGUUCCAGGUAAAAAUACAGCUUUCUGCCAUCCCUGUCACUGUCGUGUCCUUAGGCAAGACACUUCACCCACCUUACUUCCAGUGCAACCCACACUGGUGCAUAAAUUUGAAUGAAUGGUUGAUGGUGAUCGGAGAGGCCUUUGCUGCAAAUUUGCAGCCACGUUUCCAUCAAUCUACCCCAAAGCAGCUGUGGUUACAAAUGUAGCUCAACACCAUCAUUAUGUGAAUAAUAUUAAACAAAUUAUGGGUUCUCAGUGUCAUGCACUUUGAGCACUAUAUAAAUCCAAUCCAGAAACAAUAUUAUUGUUAUUAUUAUCAAAGGAAUCCAAGGCACUACUAUAUGCUACAUGGAGCGUUAUUGUACAACAAACUUAUUAUACAGGUGUCCACAAAUCCUUACCAGACAAUUAUGUCUUCUCAAAACUAGAGCAAAGUUGAUACUGAUUGAUGGGAUGAUCCAAUUUUAUUUUUGUUCGUGUCCAUGAUGUCUUUAGGUUUUCUCAGUCAGACAAAGUGCCACUUGUCCACUGUAAAAAUGCAGACAUGAAGUAUUAAACAUUAAAUAAAUGUUGUGGAUAAGUCAAGCAUUAUGUACUUGCCUUCUGGAGGAACACACUGACCGCUACUGAGUUCAGGGGUCUGAGGGCGUAAAAGUUUCGAAAUGACCAAAUAUCGCUAAUGUACAUGUUAUUAGAGUAGAAUGAAGGCAAAGUCUCACCAAUUGGACCACGUAUCUGGCUUCUUCUGCUUUGCAUUUGAAAGGACUUUCACUGCAUGAUAUAUUUUUACUGAACACAAAAAUCAAAGGAAAGUCAGUCACAUCAUUUUCAUAGAACACACGUCCUCCAUAAGGUCACGCCUAUGUUACCAUUCAAUCCCUCCACUAUACGUCUCCUUUUGCACUAGAGCCCUCCAGUGCUCAUGUGUGGACUUGAUCAUCUCAACAGCAAAGUCCUUCAACAUUAGGACAAAUCAGUUAGAAUAGUCCAGAAAAAGGACUCAACGCUACUACACAAUGUGUUCUCAUACCUUAUCUUUGAAUUGCGCAUUGAAUCCAAAUUGGUUCUCGGGUUUCCCAUCAGGAACUUUGUAUUUCCUGAACCAGUCCACAGUGGCCUCUAAAUGACCGGGUCGGCUCUUACGGACAUCGUCUAUGUCUAUGAAAAACAGAAUGGCAAAUGAAGAUCAAUAGGGACAUUUGUUUGUCUUUGCAUGAAUGGAAAUAUGUGCUUCUCUGGUUACACUUCAGACUAUGUUGAAGAGGUUUAUCCUUAAUAAAGAACAUGAAACAAAUGGC